Molecule: messenger RNA, 1143 nt
Organism: Rasamsonia emersonii CBS 393.64
Lineage: Eukaryota; Fungi; Ascomycota; Eurotiomycetes; Eurotiales; Trichocomaceae
Exons: 2
Coding region: 1-1143 (380 amino acids)
Source: RefSeq, a predicted model, not a curated record
AUGGCCUGGGAUUCCAUGAAAGCUAUGGGUGAAAUAUCUAAGGUCCAUGUUAAGUAUCCGUGGUGGUAUCGCUGUAAAGAGCAGAAGCCUGAGGUUGAACGUGCCAAUGAUGGAUCAGCCAUAUUUGAAUGGACGCUAACGCACUCCUACUACGCGAAUAUGGGCGGUUUCCGCCUAGGCGAAGGAAAGGCGGCUUCGACUCUGACCGCGGAUCAACUUGCCAAAUGCUGGAAAGAUAUUAAAAAGCCUCAACUCUCGGAGGACGACAUCAAAGAUAAGAGUAAAGCAGACAUUUUCACGAAAGCCAUUGCUAUGGUACAGAUAUCCAUAUUAUUGCUCUCAAUCAUAGUCAGAGCUGGAAGAGGCCUGGCCUUCUCCCAACUCGAGCUGGUCACCUUAGCUUUUGCGAUAUGUGGUGUCCUUACCUACAUCGCUCGAUGGUACAAGCCACAGGGUGUCGAAACAGCCACAGUCAUCAUACCCAAGGAAAGCUUUGGUGGAGAAAAAUCCAAUGGUCUCGAAAUACGACAAUACGACAGAUUCUGGCAGGUUAUUCUGUGGAGGACAGCAGUUCUGGUAUCAGUUGGUCUACCACCAAUUGCACUUCUCCUUGUUCCAGUGUGCGCCGCUCUCCAUAAGAGGGUAGAGGUCCUGAAUCCAUAUAACUUCAUGGGAAGUUGUUUACUUGCAAUUCGAGAGUUCGCCUGGCAAGAGGCUGAUCAACAAGCACGUCUUAAUCUUCUCAAAUGUUUGAAAAGUUUGGAGGAGGCCUACGAUGAUCCAAAAAAUAUUGAAAAGCGAUAUUACAAGGAUAUUUUCAGGAACAAUGAGAAUGAACAACUCUUCAAGAGCCUUGGCGACUUUAUCAAGAAACGGAAGGAUCUGUUUCCCAUGGAAUUUCAUGACCAGUUCAAGCGGCUAUUGAACAUGAUGCAAGAGGACACCUACCCAAAAGACGCUUACAGAUUGGACUCAUAUCCGCAGCUGACGUUGCGGUGGCCAAUUAUCAUUUUGUCUGCAACGGGCAUUGUCUAUUGUAUCACAAGGGUAGCUAUCAUCAUAUUGGCAUUUUCCUGCCUCCGAUUGAUGCCAGACUCAGUUUAUGUGACGAGUUGGGCAAAUUUCAUUCCAAACGUGCAGUAA